AUGCAUGAUUAUUCCGAGAAGUCUCUACCCAUAGGUUAUAAAUGGCGUUCAUCCAAAUGGUUCACCCUCUCAACCAUUGCAAUUGCCUUAUUUGCUGAAACUUUUCUAUAUGGAUUUCUCGUCCCAAUUCUGGGGUAUAUGCUUCAGAAGCGUCUCCAUGUAGAUCGAUCUCAGAUUCAGAUAUUCACCUCUGCCGUACUUGCUCUCCACGGUGCGCUGGCCAUGCUGUCUAGUCCUAUAAUUGGGCAUUUUGCCGAUAAAAGCCCGAAUCUUAAGUUCUGGCUGUUAUGUUCUCUUCUAUGGUGCAUCAUUGGCACUUGUAUGGUAGCCAUCACUCAUUCAGUCGCUAUUUUAUUCUUAGGGCGUGCAAUACAAGGAGUUGCUGGGUCCGCUGUAUGGAUCAUUGGCUUUGCAACUGUUGCAAGCAUAUACGAAGAGAACGAGCGAGGUUUUGGAUUGGGUGUGAUGUCAUCCUUUGCUAACAUGGGGACAGUUAUUGGACCUGCUGUAUCUGGUUUGCUCUUAGAGCUUACAGGAUAUUGGGUGUCGUGGUCCGUUCCGCUCGUGAUCUUAACAAUUGAUCUUUUAGCACGUGUGGUUAUGAUAGAGGCUGCAGAUACAACUGCCCCUUUGACUCCGGAUAGCAAUCUAGAGACAACGAGUUUACUCUCCGAAAGAGGGAACGAUCGCAAUGUAUCUGGUGGUUGGAGAUUCUGGAGAAUAAUGCUAACUGACGGCCGUGUCGUUACUUGUUUAUUUAUGACGAUUACGAGUACAGCUGUGAGCACAAGCUUUAACGCCACUCUGCCUCUGCAGGUUCAUGAGAUGUAUGGAUGGGGCCCUACUAUCGUUGGACUCCUCUUUGUUGGUCUUGUAGUUCCUGGACUUCUCAUCGGCCCAAUAGCUGGCUGGACUCGUGACCGAUUUGGAGCACGAAUUCCUGCCGUUGUUUGUUCUAUCGUCCAGUCAGUAUUUUUGGGACUUUUAGGUAUUUCUGGUAGUCAGGCUGGAGGUGGUGCGCUCUACAUAGCGUCUAUUAUUAUCAUAGGUGGCCUGCGACCAUUUGUGUCUGGUAAUGCACCUGUUGAGUUAGUUGAAGACAUUUUAGCUGCUGGGAAAGCACUUCAAAAAGAGACUCCUCAUGCUUUUGGGUCUCGAGGGUGUUUGUCGCGCGUGUUCUCCAUGCUCUAUGCUGGUGCAUCUCUUGGAAUGACGAUGGGUCCUAUUAUUGGCGGUUCCUUCAAGGAGCUGGUCGGGUACCGAUAUAUGAACUGCAUUUGGAGCUUUUUGUAUCUCAUAAUUGCCAUUCUUGCUCUGUGCUUUCUUGGACACAAAGGUAAAGAUGAGAGACUUAGCUCGGAGGAAAGGAUCUAG
This is a messenger RNA of Botrytis porri, 1374 nucleotides long. RefSeq lists its product as uncharacterized. The transcript is spliced from 4 exons. The record is from RefSeq and is a predicted model, not a curated record. Gene Ontology annotation, molecular function: transmembrane transporter activity. Bases 1 to 1374 code for a protein of 457 amino acids. NCBI's taxonomy places the organism in Eukaryota, Fungi, Ascomycota, Leotiomycetes, Helotiales, Sclerotiniaceae. Gene Ontology annotation, biological process: transmembrane transport.